UGUUAGGAUGUAAGGUGUUCCCGCCAGACGAGACUACUAUAUCCUUGAAGAGCGAGGAACAUGGAUUUUACAGGAUCAGAACAACGAUCCUAACUACUGGGCGACAGCAGCUGGUUACUAUGGCAAUUACUCUUACGGACAAGAUCCCUCUCAGUAUUUUGCCGCAGCAGCAACAGCAGCUGCUUAUGGAGCCUGGGGUGCUGACGGAACAUGGACAGUAGCACCAUCAUUCCAACCUCCACCUCCCUCCCAACCUCCCCCUCCUCCUCCCCCUGAAGAAGACGUACCACCGCCUCCCCCUGGUGCUCCUUCGGAUGCUGCUCAACCCUCCCCUAAACGCGCUAAAACCUCUUCCGACCACACUGAGGCUCUGCCAACUGAUUUACCUCCCCCGCCCCCUGGCAGUAUUCCAACAUUAUCCACCACUGCUAAAACCAGUGCUAAACCCAAAGACAAGUGCGGAUAUUACGACAGCAGCACAGAUACCACGUCUUGGGAUACCAGCACCGCUUGGAGCUCCGGUGCUACUGUUACUCGGACUUUCGCCCAAGUUGUGAGCGGUAAACAAAGCGAAACAUCUGAUGAUAGAACUGGUUCCACCAACAACAAAAGACCAUUUCCAGAACCGAAUCCCAGGAAUGACCGAUCUUCUUCCGUGAAUAGUCGCUUCGAUGACAAAGAGCGCCAAUCUCCAAGCAAAUCGUCCUACCCAAAGUCAGAACAUCCAAGACCAGAUCACUCAAGAUCUUCUGAACGCCCGAGAACAGAGUUCUCCAGAUCGGACCACCCUCGAACCGACAACUAUAAGGGAAGAGAGUGGGGAGAAGGGGAGCAGAGAUCAGACAGAGGGCCUCCCCCUGGAUUUAGUCCUAGAACGCGACUUGGUGAUAGAAAUCGAGGUCGGGAUGAUUUUUACCCUCGAACAGCGAACCGUGGCUCCGAUUACGAUCGCCGGGAACCUGACCCAAAAUACCGAGACACUGAAAACAGCAGAUCACGUGGUCCCGACUUCGACCGGGACCCUGACAAAAACAGACGGACUCCAGGAUUUCAACAACCGAGAUCCUGAAAGCAGCAGAAAAGAACCAAAUUUCAACGCUCUUGACCCUGAAAGAGGAGAACCAGAUCACACGAGAGGAGGUAACAGUAGAGGACGAGAUAGUGGGCCCCCACGUGGUGGACUGGAGGGAAAACCAGUUAAACAGUCCGGAGAUGAUUGGAGAAAUUACAGCAAGGAGGGACAGGACGAAACAGAGCAAACUGGAGCUGAUACGGGUGGUUUACAGAACAGGGGAGGUGGAACUCAAGCUAACAUUGGUGCAGAGACACCUCCACCCACUUUCACUCCGACAGGCAGGCCUAAAGGAGCAAACCCGGAUGACUGGCCCAAAUCUCUGCGUGAUUAUGUGACCAGAUGUUUUGCGAGCUGUACUACAGAUCAAGAAAAGGAUGCGGCUGAAGUCUUCUUGAAGAACAGGUUGAAGACAAGUGAGACUGACGGGGGCUUUAUCUGGAAUACUGAUUGGUCUAACGAGGCAACGCCCUUUGGAUCAGUUAGCAAUAACAGCAGCAACUUCAACGGCAACACCAGUUUUAACGGUAACAAGAGUUUCAAUAACAACAACAAUAACAACAACAACAACACCAACUAUAACAGCAACAGCCAAUCCCCCCAAAAGGUUGGCUUCUCUUUGAAGGGAAAGACUAAAUUCCAGCCCCGACAAAAUGCUCUGCAACGGAACCCGGAGUUACAGAGACAGCACAUGCUAGCACAGAACAUCAAAGAGAGUUAUAUGUCCCAAUCUGAGGAGUUCCCCUCUUUCCAGCCAAACGCUAAAAUGAUGGACAGGGGCCGCGGACUGCGAAAAGCAAUGUUCAAGCCUGGAGAUGAUGGCGAACAGAAGAACUCCCCGGCUCCUGGUAGAGAUAGACCUCAGGGGGAAAGGAUCAACUCUUUUUCAGGACUUGGUGAGAACAGUCCACAAAAUAGCCCUAGAGGUCGAGGUGCUGCUGGACGUGGUCGAGGUCGAGGCAGGGGCCGUGGCCGUGGUCAAAACCAACAACAACAGAAACAAAAGCAAGAUGGAAGCAGUUGUAUUGGAAAUAUAAUGUUUGAUACAGUUGAGAAGAAGGAGGGGCGUGCCAAUAGGUUUAAGAAGGAAAUAUCUAUGGGAGCUAGUGACACUAUCUCCACGCUGAUGGAAUCUGCUAUCAAACGAGGGGGUGAAGAUCUUCAUUUCUCAGACACGCAUUUAGUGGGAACCAUGACAUCGCUGGAGAAACCCUAUCUUCGUCUUACCUGCGCUCCGUCUCCCGACCAAGUUCGCCCUGAACCCAUCCUUGUUAAAUCUCUGUCUCACAUCAUGAACAAGUGGAAGAAGGAGCAGAACUAUUCCUUUGUUUGCGAGCAGCUCAAAAGUAUUCGCCAGGAUUUAAUCAUUCAGAACAUAAACAACGCGUUUGCUGUGAAGGUGUACGAGUGCCACGCCCGGAUAGCGAUGGAGAAACUGGACACAACAGAAUACAACCAGUGCCAAACACGGCUAAUCGAAAUGUACGAGAAUAACAGCUCCGUGGGCAACCCCCGGGAGUUCCUCUGUUACCGUAUCUUGUAUUAUAUCUACAUCAACAACAACUCUGAUGCCAUGAAGCUCAUUGCCCAAUUGACUCAAGUCCAGAAGUCUGACGACGAUGUAAAAUUUGCGGUGAAUGUUUUCAAUGCUUGGUGCUCUAGGAACUAUUGCCAGUUCUUUAAGUUAUAUCUUGAUGCCCCGAAGAUGAGUGGCUAUUUGAUGGACAGUUACGUGCAAAGAGAACGGAACCUUAGUAUGAAAGUGCUGCUUAAAGCGUACAAACCUUCUGUCUCGGUACAGAAAAUAGCAGGGUUAUUGGGAUAUCCGGAUAUUCAAACAGCCCUGGUCUACUUGGAUGAUCUGAAGGUUGUGUACACUAAUCCUAAUAAGACCAACGUGGAUUGCAAGAAAACUACGAUUGAGCUGUGAUAUCUUAUAUUAAUUAUACAUACAUUCAUUGAUAUGCAUAAAAUAGUGCAGUGCGGACACUGGGUCGCAAUUUCUAAUUGAAUAUCACGCCCUUUUUUAGGUUUAAAAUUUAGUCAUUGCGCUAAUUGUGCAUUUUUUGCAAUAAUUUGUAAUAAAAUCAGAUUUUUGAUUUGUGAACGAUGUUGGGAUCUUGUACAUUCUCUAUUAUCCCUCAUUGUGGGCUGGAGAAAAGUUUCGUCUAACAAAAUUAUUUUUAUCCAUUUCAGUUUCACGUUGUAAUUUUAGACUUUAGUGUCGAUGCGAAUGUUUCAUUGGGCACUCACACAUUUGAAAUAUAUUAGAGCUGACUGCAGAAAAAGCUCGGGGAAUGUUUUACCGAGGAGUUUUAACGAGAAGUGGCGCUCACUUCUUAAAUUCGAACUUUUGUCAAAUUGACGUUAUUUAGUUUGUUACUGUCAUAUGAUUUUUAACUCCUUCUUAGCAACUAUUGAAAAAAUGUGGCUUUAUUUUUGAAAUAAAGGAUCAGUUCAAAUGUCAUUCGUCGUUUA
Messenger RNA from Bolinopsis microptera, 3550 nucleotides. Its product is annotated as leukocyte receptor cluster member 8 homolog. The transcript has 13 exons. NCBI's taxonomy places the organism in Eukaryota, Metazoa, Ctenophora, Tentaculata, Lobata, Bolinopsidae. Gene Ontology annotation, cellular component: nucleus. The record is from RefSeq and is a predicted model, not a curated record. Bases 672 to 3002 code for a protein of 776 amino acids.